Molecule: messenger RNA, 1900 nt
Organism: Danio rerio (zebrafish)
Lineage: Eukaryota; Metazoa; Chordata; Actinopteri; Cypriniformes; Danionidae
Source: RefSeq, a predicted model, not a curated record
UAGCCCAAUUCCGUAGGAAAACUGCGGACUUGGCAACACAAAUAGGGUCCCACACAUGUAUGUUUACAGUAUCUCUGAGGCUGCCGACUACUACAUUUCCCAUAUAACAAUGCGCCCACAGCUGGAAUGCACGCCCACGUAAAUAUCCUCAUUUAAAUAACAGGUAUCAGACAAUUAAGCCUAAAUAAAGCCCAUCGAUCUGCACCUGAACGCCUGCUUUGAGCGAUGCGUCUGAUUACAGACAGACUGAUCCGGUUGCUGAAUUAUUUACGGUAGAUCGGUACUGAUGCUCGGUGGAUUAUUACAGGGAUCAGCGACAGACAGAGAGAGAGACGAUUAAUCGAGGGAGAAACCAUCAAAUGAGCAGGAAGGAUGGAUAAACGCUCAGCUGGAAAGAGAAAACAUCAGUUGUAGGAGAUCCAGGCUGAUUUGGGGAAUAUGGGAACAGUCCUGCAGGAGAGCACUGUAUACAACAGUCUGAAUCUCAACCACAGCCAAUAUAAAGCCGCGAGACAUGCAGCAGCAAGCAAGAAAACCUCAAAGGCACCUUUGCUUCCAACACCGAACACCAGCCCUUCAUCUGAACCUGUCUGCCAGCAGAGGUUAAGACGAAUAAGACCAGACACAAUGCUGAUUAUGGCCAAUCCCACACACAGGCAACAAAGCUCAGUGAAGCUCAGAUCUCAUGCAGCUUCCAAAAAUGGACAUAAAGACAAUAGGAAAAACCCCGGUGCUGUGAAAGAGAGCGAAGGCAAGGCUAAUAGUGUGAAGUCUGACACUGUAAAUGCUGAGAGAGAAGAGCCGUCCGACUGCAGAACCGAGGAGGAGAGUUGUUCAUCUCGGAGUAAAGCUGGAGGAGACGACAGCGCCAGCGACAUCUCCGACUCUGAGCGAUACUCUGUGCUGCCUGCUAAGAUUUCUCCUCCUGACCUCGACCUGCGUGCAGAAGUCAUAGACGGCUCAGACCCCCUUCACUCCUUCAAACCCACAAACCGAGUUCAGAGAAGCAGCUUUCCAGAUUUCCUCCCGCCUCCGUUUAACUCCUGGAGCCUCACGCAGCUGGCGGUGUAUCUGAACACCGACGGCAAGACCAUUCCUCGACCCAAACCCGUCGGCCAGCUGGAGAGAUACCUAGACCGGCUUUUGCAGAUGGAGUGGCACCAGAUCCAAACCCUCCAAGAAGACUCCAGCAAAUCUGCACCGAAACAUCGCCACCCGACGCCUCACUCCAGUCUCAGCGCUCCUAAAUGCAUCCUCCAAUGCCAGCGUGCGUUUCCACUGGGUUUGCUGUCAUCUAUGACUUCACUACAUCUCUCCUGCACACACUGCCACAACCACUACUCUACUGGAUCAUACCGUCAGCACACUCGCUUGCAUACGGAGAAGAGAUCUUCAGGCGUUCCUCAGAGGAGCAGCAGCGAGAGCAGGACUCGAUCUGAGCCUCGACACCGCGAACACAGACUCAGCGAUCCUCUAAGCGAGAGCAGACAUCUGAGACGCAUGCAGGCGGCGGGAAACAUCCGCAAUCCCGUCUCCACAUGCAGUCCUGAGCCGCUUUCUGAUGCUGGGGAUGUGAAGAAGCGGAGGCCAGGGCGGAGGAGUCAGUCCUCUGUGGGUGCUAGAGAGUUUGGGUCUAGAGUUCGAGGACGCAGUGAACAGAGGAAAACACAAGAGGACUGUGUGUUAUCCAGUGCUGGAGCUUCAGAUGCUCUACGGGGCUCAAAAGAGUCUAGUCGACUCAACAGGAAGCAGAAGCGUGUUGAAUUCCUCACACAAUGACUUCAGUAGUAUGGUGCAUUAGAUUCAUUCAUUCAUUUUCCAUCGCAUUAGUGGCUUAUUUAUCAAAGGUCACCACAGUGGAAUGAACCGCCAACUACUCCAGCAUAUGUUUUACGCAGUG